AUGGUCACGACCUUACUUGAACAGGAUCUGUUCUAUAGGCUCGUACCUCUGUUUCCUUGAUUUCUAAGGUGACAGGCCCUUAUCCCUGGUUGAUGAACCAUGACCGUGCGAUCAGAGCGUGAUUAACGGCUACGAUCAUCCUCGGAUGCAUCCGCUGCUGUAGAGGAUCGUUACUCGGCUCGGUUCUACCUUGCCGGGGUGGUCGCACGGCGGUCUGACAGAGAAAAAGAUAAGGUUUUGAAGAGUGAAGCAAACCGUAGUUAGCAAAAAUGGCUUCACCAUCUAUGCACGAAGCUCUCUUCUCUUCACGGCUUCUUCAACUCAAUUCAUCUUCUUCUAAUUCUUCCUCCUUCCGUUGCGCUCUUCCAAUUAUCUCUUCACCAGCUGCAGUAUCAUGCUCAAUCAAAUCGACCCAGUUGUUUAAACAGCGUUGUAGAACCAAAGUGAGGGACUUUUCUCUUUCUUCACUUUCCCGGAGAGGGUUCGUUUGCAGAGCUGCCGAGUACAAGUUUCCGGAUCCCAUACCUGAAUUCGCCGAAGCUGAGACUGAGAAAUUUAGGGACCAUUUGUUAACGAAACUAUCCACGAGGGAUCUUUUUGAAGACUCUGUUGAUGAAAUUGUUGGAGUCUGCACUGAGAUCUUCGAGACAUUCUUGCGCAGUGAGUAUGGAGGACCUGGUACGCUCUUGGUCAUACCUUUCAUUGACAUGGCGGAUACUCUCAAUGAAAGGGAAUUGCCAGGAGGUCCACAAGCUGCACGAGCAGCUAUUAAAUGGGCUCAGAAUCAUGUAGACAAGGACUGGAAGGAGUGGACCGGUACUGAUUAGUCCUCCAAGCAUCAAAAUAUACUCCUUUUGAGUUAUUUAGUUCAGUACGAGUAUAGGAGUGUCCUCAGUAAAACUUGGAGAUUAAUUUGCAAAUGUUGGUAGUUAAUAAGCUCUGUUGUAGUAUUCUUUUCCCGGAUCAACUGUUUUCACCUGAUGGUCGAAUCUAUGUACGUCAGAUCUGUUAAGUGUUGUUGAUUCAAGAUUACCAUGUUCAACAUGGCAUGUUGUGACGCCA
Molecule: messenger RNA, 1062 nt
Organism: Camelina sativa (false flax)
Lineage: Eukaryota; Viridiplantae; Streptophyta; Magnoliopsida; Brassicales; Brassicaceae
Product: protein PLASTID REDOX INSENSITIVE 2, chloroplastic
Biological process (GO): regulation of gene expression
Source: RefSeq, a predicted model, not a curated record